Messenger RNA from Mustela erminea (ermine), 5469 nucleotides. RefSeq names its product myb-related transcription factor, partner of profilin-like. Gene Ontology annotation, molecular function: RNA polymerase II cis-regulatory region sequence-specific DNA binding; DNA-binding transcription factor activity, RNA polymerase II-specific. Gene Ontology annotation, biological process: regulation of transcription by RNA polymerase II. The transcript is spliced from 2 exons. The record is from RefSeq and is a predicted model, not a curated record. Gene Ontology annotation, cellular component: nucleus. NCBI's taxonomy places the organism in Eukaryota, Metazoa, Chordata, Mammalia, Carnivora, Mustelidae. Bases 3803 to 4846 code for a protein of 347 amino acids.
CCUGCUUUCUGCUGAUUUCCCAGGAGUCUUUCCCAAACUCCAGAAAGGAAGCCAAGGGAGUGUGCUGGGGCUUAUGAGGUCUCCAGCAGUGGAGGCCCCUGAAGGCCCCGGGACUGCUGUUUGCAGGGUUUGGGAUGUAUGUAGCUCUGGGAGGACCCUUUUGCUUCCCCAGCCUUCCAUCAGGGCGCUCUGGAGGAAGCCUGUGGGUUACAGAUGGACCCCUAACGUCUGCACAUUCAUCCUUGUGUCUGGAGCACCCAGGGCCCCCAGCUCUGGGCAGCAUUCCCACCAAGGAGGGGGCGUCCCUCCCCUGAGACGCUGACCCCCUCACAGGGCCGUCUCCUGCUGUGGGGGUGCAGGACUCAUCCCAGUGCAGCUGCCAGCACUUGUUGAAGUUGCCCCGUGGAAAAGGAGGCUUCUGGCACUGUCUAGCUUAGUUGUCUAUGGUACUCACCGCCCAGGCAUGAGUACUUUCAAGAAUGGUUUUACUGUGUUGCCGUGUUUGGGACAGAAGUUUGCGCCAGAAGGAUUCUUCCUGGCUGGCCAGAGAGAGCAGGAGACUGGCCCAGGGCUGCUCAGGGGUGGCGGGACUGAGCCUGGAACUGAGGUCUCCGCCCACAGCCCUCCUGUUUGGUCUGCGCUGCUGGCCCGGGCAGGGGUUGCCAGGUUCCCGCCCAGAAGGGUCUGUGCUCUGUGUGGGAGGUCAGACUUGCUCUGGCACCCCCCUGGUGCCUCUCUCUAGGCCCCAGGAGCUGUGACAGGGAGUUUGGAGCUGGGUUGGAAGGGGAGGGCCUUGCGUGGCCGGACCAGGGCCACCACAGAUUGGGCCUUCUGUGGGCUUUUGCGCGGUUCUGUCACUCUUGGCGGCUGGGGGAUGUGAGAGAGGUUGUGCCCGGAGGGAGGGCCAUCAGGAGCUUCCUGAGAGGGAGUGUGCUGUAUUUCAACUCUGCCACCUUCCCAGCAAACAAGGAGAAGUUGGUUGGAGGUGAGAGGCUAUGAUGAGGUCUGCUGUCUCCUUCCCCAAGCCUUCCUGCCCACCUGUGCUCCCCACCUGAGAGCUGCGGCUGGGGAGCAUGGGGAGGGUGGGGAGGGAGAGAGGGGCUGUGGCUUACACUCUCCAGAGCACGCUAGGAUUUGUCCUCUUAUUGGGGGGCGGCUGUUCUCACUGCCACUUAACAGGGGCAGAAACAGAGGGUGCCCAAGGACAGGUGGACCUUUCCCUCCAGCGCCCUUUCACAUCAUCUGGAGAGCUCGUGCCCUGCAGGGGACUCCAAGAAGGCCAUGGUCACACUCCUAACCACCUUCUCCCUGACCACUGGGUGCCAGUCAUCCUGGCCCUUGGAAGCCCCACCCAUUUGCAGAGCUGACCAUGGAACGGGGUGCCCUUGAUGGCCCUCGACAGCCUGGCCCUCCCAGUCCUCCCCGACUCCCUCCUUCCACCGGGAAAUCAUUUUCUGUACCGCACUUGUUGAAUGGAGGCACGGACAGUGUGCUGCCAGGGCCCAGAGGACAGAGCAGGGGGCCUUUGAGCUGGACCCUCCCAGGGUCCGGGUUGCAUUUGAGGGCACUGUGACCAGCCACACAGAAAUGGAAACCAGACUGGCGGCCCGGGCAUCUUCCCUGUGGCUCCUGCCUGGCUCUAGGUGAGCAAAGGACAGUGUGUCUGAGUGCAGCCUGGCUUCAGGGCCUUUUUGCACCGGAAGCUUGGCCGGCCGAGCUGAUUCCGUGCCACGCUUCCACCCCUCUCUGAUCUUUCACUCUGGGGACAGGCUUGACCACAACCCCCAGGAAAGACAUCAUGUGAACUAGCUGGACGAUCCUCUGACAUCCCAGAGAUUCUGACUUUAUCAGGCCAAGGAUGAGCCCUCGGUACUGGUGUUUCUAAAGCUCACCAUAGCGAGGCUGACGCGCUGCUCGUGUUGAGAGCCCCUGCCCUAUCCUGCCCUUCCUGCCACAGUGGUACAGCCGAGGCCCAGAGCGGGGCAAGGUCAUACGCAAGGUCAUACGGUCAGGGGCAGAACCAGAACCUGAACCCAGCUCUGGACUUCUGGGCCUGCGUUCUUUCUGCUUGUGCCCAGGGCCCAGGCAAAAGCAGGACCUCCUGGGCUCUGUGUGGGGUGGGUUCUGCUCCUGCAGCCUUGCUGGCACGGAGUCUGGCCUCUCAGCCAGCCCCGAUCUAAUGCAAGAUGGCGCCAGUUGGGACCCCUCUCUUUGAACAGUCAAGGAGUAGGGGUGGUUGGGAAUGUGGUUUGUUGCCACGGAGAUGUCCCUCUGGUGGUAAUUGGAGGGGAAAAGCCAGUUCCAUCCUGGGAACCUGCCUUUCCCUUUAAUGUACAACUUCCUUUUGUGCUUAUUCACUCCACUGUGCAGACAUCCUCUCUUGUACCGUGACAACUUCGGGUCUUGUGCAUGAUUGAAUGGAGUUGAUGAGUUUUUUCAAAAAAUUAAGUGGUGGGCCGGGAAGAGAAUGGGCAUCGACAUAAUGAUUGUUGACCUUAUGGCCUCCCUAUGCUGGGGGCUCUGCGUUCAUGAGAUUGGUGGUCUGAAACCAGGGACUCUUUUGCUUUGAAACAUGCUGGGUGGUCACGAGUCUUCGGGAGAAUGCUACUGGUUUCUAUCAGGGAGAAGCCAAGGAUGCUGAGAAACGUCCCACAUGGCCCAAGAUGCCCGUUCCCACUCACAGAGAAGUUUCUAGCCCCAAAUGCCAAUAGUGGAGAGACUGAAAACCUCCCCCAGGAAUUCCUCCUGGCAGCCCUAGAAGCUGAUCCUAGAACUACCGUCCUCAUUUAAGAGUGGGAGGCUGGUUUGCACAGGAGACUCUGCAUCUAGCUCCAGGUCAUCUGAGUGCAGGUGCGGGCCCCUGUCACCAUCUUGGCCUGGUAACAAAGCCCCAGCCUUCCCUUCUCCCGAGCUACGGUGCUCUGAGUAGGUGGGGUGGGGAGGUGAGGGCGGAAGGAUCUUUGCGUCUCCCGCCUCUCGCCCUGGUUGUGGGAGUGGCAGGGGAGGGACUCAGGCUCAGGAUUCCUCUCUUGGGUGGUCUCAAGGUCUCAGUCAGUCGAACAGCCCCUGGCUCCUCUGUGCAGUUGGAAGCCAGGGUCACUCCUGGCCUGCAUCAGAGUGGAACUGCUGUCCCAGUGGGCACUCACGGGCUGCUCACGUUCUCCCCCGGAGCUGCCAAAAGGCCACAGUGACCCACCCCCAGAGAGUGGCUGCUAGCCAGCACCAAGGUCGGAGGGGAGUGUCCAUACCCCCAGAGGUAGGGACCUGCAGGGCACUUGGGAGCCAGGGAGGGAGAUGAAGAGAGCCACAGGACAGAGUGAGCUUUCUGUGACCACACCCUAAUCACAGGCGUCACCAGCGAGGCCACACUGUAAAUAGUCGCCCUGUGAGCCAUCUGCAGGGGCAAUGGUCUGCCCGGUAAGGACGCUUUGUUUUUCUGGAGGGCUUUAAAGCUCUUGGAUGUCGCUCUGCUUUCCCCUCCCUAGUAACGACCCCGAGGUCUGCGCGCCUCUAACUUCUGACCCGGCGGGGAGAGGGAUCCGGGAGACGCCAAGUGCACAGCCUGGGCUCUCCCCUCUAGCCAGGGCUGAGGCAGGGCCUGCCACGGAAGGCAUCCGACUCAGGCCACGCUCCCACCCGCUAUGCCGCACCCCUCCUGCUCUCCUGCCCCCUGAGGAGUAGGGGAAGGGGCCUCUGGCUAGGAGGAGGGUGUGGUGGUGGUGAGCGGGCGAGGGUGCCCAGGUGCCUCCUGGCUCCCCCACUGGGGGCCAGCAAUUAGGAAGGAGGAGGACCACCAGCCCUGAUGGUCAUUUACCCAAUUGUGCUUUGUGGGAUAUUCAACCCAAGGAAUGUGGCGCCCCUGGCCGAGCGCAAGAGGAAACCCAAGUUCUCCAAGGAGGAGCUGGACAUUCUGGUCACGGAGGUGACCCACCACGAAGCGGUUCUCUUUGGGAGGGAGACCAUGCGGCUGUCCCAUGCCGACAGGGACAAGAUUUGGGAAGGCAUAGCUCGGAAAAUCACCUCCGUCAGCCAGGUCCCCCGCUCCGUCAAGGACAUUAAGCACAGAUGGGAUGACAUGAAACGGAGGACCAAGGACAAGCUGGCCUUCAUGCAGCAGUCCCUGUCGGGCCCCGGGGCUGGGGGCCGGGCCCCCCCCAUCGUGCUCACUGCCCACGAGAGGGCCAUCGAGUCAACCCUGCUCACAGCCCACUCCGGGCACAGCUUCCCCAGGGCAGAACUGGAUGGCACCGACAGCCCGUCAACCAGCUAUGAUGAAGAUGAGGAAGCCCCUGGGCCCUCGAGGCAGCCUCUGCGGGCGUCCCUGCAGCGGUCCGUGGAGGAAGAGGCCCGCCUGGCCAGGCCCACCCUGCUCCGCUCCUCCUCCUCCUCGGACCAGUCUGAGAUGGUGGGUCCCAAGCCGGAGGCCCUGCCUCGGCCCUCACCCCAGGCCCAGGCCGCCUGCAGGACCCCUCGGCCACACCUCAGCCCACCUAGCACAAGCCUUGACUGGCAGCUCCUCCACGCCCACGUCCAGCAGACCGAGGCGCUCCAGCAGAUCUGCCAGGAGCUGGUGACCGUGCACCGGGACAUGGCAAACAGCAUGCACGCCAUCGGCCAGACCAUGGCCGAGCUGACCAGCCGCGUCGGUCAGAUGUGCCAGACGCUGACAGAGAUCCGAGACGGUGUUCGGGCGUCUCAGCAGGGGCCCGAUGGGGUAGCACCCACAGGCUCGACCAGUCGGGCCGAGGCCCCGCCGGCAGAGCCCCCGCAGGCGGCCCCAGCCCCGGCCCCAGCCCCAGCCCCGGCACGGACUACCAGGUCUCGGAAGAGAAAGCACAAUUGCUAGCGCAGCCCGUCCACAGGAGGAGGAAGAGAGAUGGAGGAUGGGGGCCCAGCUCGACACAGGAGCUCGUCUUGUGUCCGGGACUGAUGGCACCUGUAGGAUACCGGGGAGCCCGCCAUCUCCUCCCCACGUGCAGCUCAGCGGCCCUGGGCUCCCACAGAGUCUGCUCCGGCCCCGCACCCUCGUCUUUGGUUGAGGCUGAAGAUGUGGACGAAGCUGCCUGCGGGCGCUUGCUCGUGCUGGAGAGGUGGCCUCCCCGGGUCUGCACCGCAGCGGCGGGCCUCGUGGGGACGCAGGCAGCAGGAGCAGGCAGUGUCUGAAUGGGGAAUCCUGCUUGCCAACCUCAGGGCUGCCACAGCCGCCCCCCAUGGCCAGAUCCUGCUGCUUCCCAAGGGGGUGAAGCUUGAGGACGGGCAGGGGGAGCGGAGCCCCUGCCACGAGGGGCCCGUGCUCUCCUUCCCUGGGGCUCUGAGCGUGCCCAAGGGUGCCCCUGCCUUGGCCUUGCGCUUGCCCUUGCGGUGCGUGUGCUCAGCUGCUGCGCUUGCCUUUUGUGGAGUGGGGAGACGAAUGGGAUGGCGUCGGAGGAAGGAGAAGAUGCCCUGGUGUUCUCAGGGCACCUUCCACUU